Messenger RNA from Triplophysa rosa, 1867 nucleotides. Its product is annotated as GTPase IMAP family member 7-like. The transcript has 3 exons. Gene Ontology annotation, molecular function: GTP binding. NCBI's taxonomy places the organism in Eukaryota, Metazoa, Chordata, Actinopteri, Cypriniformes, Nemacheilidae. The coding region runs from base 180 to 1184 and encodes 334 amino acids. The record is from RefSeq and is a predicted model, not a curated record.
UUAGAUGCAAAAACUGAAAGCAAAAGUUGGCGUGAUCCACAACCUCUUCUGGUUGUUGUGGAGGAACAAAGGGAGGGAAAAAAGCAUUCAUUGGAACAAAUGAAGAAACAUCACAAAUGAUUAUUUCAAGACAACUCUGCUUACCUUACAGAGCCUGACAUCAUCAACAGACAAGGAUCAUGGGAUGUACCUCCAGUGUCUCAGUGCCAGAGAGAAGGAUUGUCCUACUCGGCAAAUCAGGAGAUGGCAAAAGCAGUGCUGGGAAUACAAUUCUUAGAGAAAACAUAUUCACAACUAAAGCUUCAGCUUCGAAUGCUAGAGUUGACUAUCAAAGAGGAGAGAGGAAGGUUUAUGGAAAAAAGAUCACAGUUAUCGACACACCUGGAGUGUUUGAUGCAGAUCGUGAUGAGGAGACGACAAAAUCUGAGAUUGUUAAAUCUCUGAUUGAAUGCGCUCCAGCAGUUGAUGCCGUUAUCAUCGUUCUUAAGGUCGGAAGAUACACGAAACAUGAAAAUGAGGUGGUACAAAACCUCCUGAACACACUGAAAGAUAAACGUGUCUUGAAACACACAGUGAUCUUAUUAACUCAUGGUGAACAACUGGAGGGCAAAGCCAUUGAAGAGUUUAUGAAGGGCUGUUCAGAGCUACAGGUACUUGUUGCUAAAUGUGGAGGUCGCUGUCACGUCAUCGACAACAAAUACUGGAAUAAGCAUAAGCGGGGGGAAAAGAGCAACCGAGUUCAGGUAAAAAAACUGCUGGAAACCAUCGAGGAGUUGGUGAAAGAAAAUGGCUGCUACACCAAUCAGCUGCUUCAAAAAGUGGAGGAACAGAUUCAAGAGGAAGUGAAGAAUAUGACAGAAGAUAAUGUGCAUCCAGGAGUGCAACAAGAAAAAGCUAAGAAAAUUGUUCACAACAAAAUUAUGAAAGGGCUUUUAGGAGGAGUAGCAGGUGCCCUGUGCAGCAUUAGUGUUUUAAUACCUUCACUUCUGUCUUUCUUAAAUCUAUAUUCAUCUCUAAAUGCAACAUUGGCAGCAGCAGGUUUAGGAGCCACUGGUCUCGCUGCUGGUGUUUUUGGAGUUGUAGGUGUUGUUGGUGGUGUUCUUGGAGCAUUCACUGGAUGGAGAGUAACACAAGAAUCUGAAUCUGGGACUGAUGCAAUAGCAAAUGCAUCAAUGAAUGCAUGAGGGACUGGAGGAUUUAUGAUGAAGAAGGCAGUAGAAGUGUCUGGUCUUACUAGCCACAGUGGCAAACUUACAUUGGGUGAAAGAAAACAUUUAAUCAAUAUCAAGCGUCUAAUAUGACUUAUCUCAUUUUUUCUCACAUUAUAAAUAAAUACAUAUGUAAAAUUAAUGUGUAUGACCAAACACCAUGACAAAAACAGCUGAAAAAACAGACUGUAAUAUAUAACAUGUAGAUGCAUAUUUUACAUUUUUCACUGUACACCUGCUUGUUUAAUCUUAAAGGAUCUAUAUAUAAGAAUUUCCGUGUAUUAAUCGUUUUUUAUUGCCAGUUUGUAACGAAAAUUGUACUAUAUGUGUGCUCCCGAGAGCCCUUCUUGCAUAUGUUUUUGACAUAUGAAAUGAACGCUUAUUAUGUUCAGUAUAAUGCCAGAAUAGCCAUUCUGUGUUGUAAUGUCAAUAUGUGAUGCAAAGAAAGGGAUUCAUUCAAACUAUAGUCUCACACAGCCAGAUCUAUGUAAUAAUUUUCAUCGAAAAUAUUGUCAUCUGCAGAAUUUAUCUGAAAGUGUCUUUUUCUUCAAUUCUUCAAAAUGCCAAUUUUCAAACCAGCUAAGAUAUUGUUAACAUUUGUAACAUAUAAGCUCAAGAAAAAUUAUCAUGAAAUACAUGCAUGGUUAUAGUAAGAGCAA